Molecule: messenger RNA, 2857 nt
Organism: Beta vulgaris subsp. vulgaris (sugar beet)
Lineage: Eukaryota; Viridiplantae; Streptophyta; Magnoliopsida; Caryophyllales; Amaranthaceae
Exons: 10
Coding region: 213-2381 (722 amino acids)
Biological process (GO): cellular response to UV-B
Cellular component (GO): Cul4-RING E3 ubiquitin ligase complex
Molecular function (GO): protein binding
Source: RefSeq, a predicted model, not a curated record
AAAAGUCAGUCUGCUUAUAUAGUUAUAUGAAGUAUUACACUUUUCUCUCACACUUUAAAGCUUCAACCAAAAUCAUAUUCAGAUUCAGAUUCAGAUUCAACUAUUAAGUAAAGUUCCUCAAUUAAGUGGAAUUAUAUUCCUUUUUUCUUCUUUUUUAGAGAGAGAAGGUGGAAAUAUAUCAAGCAAGAACAAACACUUCAUUAAUCAUUUCCAUGGAAAAUUUGGAGUCCAGGUAUUUGGGUCAUUGCAAGCGGCAUAAGGUGUUGCCUAAUCCUACAAUUUUGAGUUCUCUUUCCAAGGCUGAGUGUCAGAAGCCAUUUCAAAGGCGCAGUACCCUUGUGAUUGUACUAGACAACGUGAAGGAUGCUGACUUCUCUCCUCUUAUUGAUAUGAUCAAUGCAAUGUCCUCAUGCGAUGUGGAUGCUGUUGAUAUACUCAAUCAAUCACCUUGCAUUCUUAAUGAAGAUCAGGUUCUUUCACUGAUGUGCGCAGCCAACCAGAAUCUCCGUACAGUUAGUCUUCAAGAUUUGCCAUUUACUAAGCGCUUCUUGAGGUAUCUAUUUCGAAGCGGUUUGUGCUGUCAAGUUUUGAAGUUGAGCUCAUCUAGUCUUCAGAAGCUUGACAUGGUUGGAAGCUUUAUGCAAUUAAGAAAACUCAAUUUGGACUUCUGCACCUCACUGACUACCCUACACAAGGAUUGCUUCUCUCACAUGCCCAACUUAAUGCAUCUCUCUAUGUGCGAGACAAGAAUCGCUAAUCUUUGGACAACUAGCGUUGCAGUGUCUAAGCUUCCUUCACUCGUAGAACUUCGCUUUCAGAACUGUCUGUGCUGCCAAGAUACUGGCCCAUGCACUGGAUAUUCUAGCGAUAAAUUCGGUUUACAGAGUUUUCGUGAUGAGUCCGAUGUACAAGAUGAGUAUGACGAUGGCCUCAACGAAGGCCUAAAUGUCUUACCUGCAAGAAAGAAGUAUAUAUCACACCAUCCUUCACCUAUAUGCUUUGAGAGACAUUACAGGGACUUCCUGAUUGCUUCCUUGCCGCGAUUAGAGGUCUUAGACAAUUUACCCAUCAGAAGAAAGGACAAAAAGUUAGCUCAAGUAGUAUAUUCAACAUAUUUUGAGUACUUGCCGUAUAAGAGACACACUGAAAAGAGUAUUUCCUGCAUCCUUCAUAAUCGUGAAAUAGCAUCUCGUGGAACUCCUUUCCAGGCGCCUUUCAAGUCGAAACAAUCGUUUCCUCAUAGGAAUAAUCAACAUAGUUUCUCGAGGUCUCUUUGUGCAGCUAAGCUAGGUGCUUCACCAUGGCCACUUUUACAUUCUCUCUCUAAUAUUAGUUGCAUUCCAAAUGAAGAGAGCAGGAGGUUCCGUCCGAGGCAAUUCGAGUAUCAUCCUUCUGACUCUAGCCUUAUGGCUUUUGGAACUUUGGAUGGAGAAGUGGUAGUGAUCAACCAUGAGAAUGGGAAGAAUCUUGCUUACAUGCCACCCUUGCAAGCAAGGAAUAGCAUUUUGGGACUCUGCUGGCUUAAGAAGUACCCCUCCAAGGUACUCGCUGGUUCUGACAAUGGUAUGUUGAGAUUGUAUGACAUCAGUAACAAUUCACCUAAGAGUGCAGAUUCCUGUUAUGAUGGUGAUUUUACCACCUCUGAUAAGUUUGAGCAGUUAACUUCAGUUCAUAUCAACUCAACAGAUGAACUGCUUCUUGUGAGUGGUUACACAAGAAACAUAGCCAUGUAUGAUAUGGUUGCAGGAAAGCGCUUACAGUUGUUCAGUAAUCUGCAUGAAGAGCCCAUUAAUGUUGCCAAGUUUUCAAACCUCUCUCCAUAUAUGUUUGCUACUUCAUCAUUUGAUCAUGAUGUGAAAAUGUGGGAUAUCAGACAAAGGAUGGACCGACCUUGUUAUACAGCUACUAGCUCAAGAGGCAAUGUGAUGGUCUGCUUCUCCCCUGAUGACCACUAUCUGCUCGUGUCAGCUGUUGAUAAUGAGGUUAAACAACUUUUAUCUGUGGAUGGGAGACUGCACACAGAUUUUGGAAUAGCUUCAAGUGGAAGUGCACAUAACUAUACUCGUUCAUAUUAUAUGAACGGGAGGGACUAUAUUAUCUCGGGCAGUUCUGACGAGCAUGUUGUCCGCAUUUGCUGUGCUCAGACAGGAAGGCGACUGAGAGAUGUUUAUUUUGAGGGAAGAGGCUCUGAUAAAGCAAUGUUUGUGCAGUCCUUGAGAAGCGAUCCUUUCAGGCCGUUUAACAUGAGUAUCUUAGCAUCUUAUGCACAAUCAAACUCCAAGUGUGAAAUAAUCAAGGUAAAUUUGCUAUCGUCGAGCGAGGAUAGUGAAGAAGAUCCUUAUGUACAGCAGUCUUGCCCAUCCUUCAGUCUCGGCGGUUGAUCCAAGUGAACCAUAUGUGUAUAAUGUACACAAGUACAUUCAUGUAUUAUGUUGUACUUGUUGCGUCGUUGAUGAUGUCCACACUUUAAAAUGCUCAAUGUUCGUAUGGUAGGCAAUACAAAUUGCAAAUCGCACAUUCAACAUCUACAUGAGCAGCACUUGAGUAGUUGAGUUGAACUAAUUACCAUCAGUGAACACCAUUCACCAUUUACUGUUGCAGAUAUAGCUAGCAAAGCUUUUUGCAGGUGCAUCUAUAUAUGGAAAUUCAUAUUCUAUACAAGUUGGUGCAACUAGACAGAGUUUACUUGUAAAUUAAAGUUGUGUAAGCUCUAUAUAUGUGUAGUAUUGUGUAUAUAACUCUAUAUAUGUGUAGUAUUGUGUAUAUAGCUCUAUAUAUGUGUAGGUACAAAAAUAAGGUCAAUAAGCAAGUCCAGUAUUCAAGUUGGUAACAAUCAAAGGAAAAUCAUUUUUCUCCA